UCUGUUUUUCUGGAAGUGAAAGUGUUUCCCUUUCAGCUGCGACACCGUUUUGUUGUUGUUGGAAAAACAAUAAUACAAACUCCAACUCCAGGCAGAACCGGUGAGAUUAAUGAAGCCCAGCAUGGAGUGCUGAGUAAAAGAGUUUAAUUCAUUCACUCCAAGAGGUCAGCAUCUUCAGGAAUCAGCAGUGAGUCCAUGAGCUGUGUGUCCAUACACUAAUAUUCAAAAAUGGAGAGCUGUGAUGAGGACACAGAUAAUGUGCCUCCAGCCUCAAAAAAGUGUAAAAUCCAGAUGAAAAGAUCAGACUCACCAGAACCCAGCUGUGUCUCCAUGAAGAGUGAUGCAUCUAUGGAUCGUCUUUUGAACUUGAAAAAUAGAGACUCCUCAUCUGUCCACAGUAAACUCCAGAUGAUGAGAUCAGACUCACCAGAACCCAGCUGUGUCUCCAUGAAGAGUGAUGCGUCUAUGGAUCGUCCUUUGCACUUUAACAGUGGAAACCCCUCAUCUGUCCACAGUGUUUUACAGAAGGCAGGAGACAGAAGAGAAAAGAUCUUCAUCACAGAUACAGGACACGCCCCAGAAUCUGCUGCUGGAAAUGAAGUCCAGAAAAAGUUCAAAUUAAAUCUGAUGAAGUUUCAGUGUUUAAAUGAAGUGAUGAUAAAGCAGGAAAACCGAGUGCUCCUGAAUGAGAUCUACACAGAGCUCUACAUCACAGAGGGAGACAGUGGAGACAUCAAUAAAGAACAUGAGGUGAGACAGAUCGAGGCAGCGUCCAGGAGAAAAACAACAGAGGAAACACCAAUCAAAUGCAACGACAUCUUUAAGCCCUUAUCUGAAGAAGAUGAACCCAUCAGAACUGUAGUGACAAAGGGAGUGGCUGGUAUCGGCAAAACAGUCUCUGUGCAGAAGUUCAUUGUGGACUGGGCUGAAGGGAAAGCAAAUCAGGACGUCCCCCUCAUAUUUCCACUUCCUUUCAGAGAGCUGAAUCUGAUGGAGGACCAAAAACUGAGUCUGAUGGAGCUCCUUCAUGUCUGUUUCAAGGAAACCAAAGAAACAGAAAUGUCCAGGUUGGAAAAGGUUCUGUUCAUUUUUGAUGGAUUGGACGAGUGUCGUUUCCCUCUGGAUUUCCAGAACACAGUGAGUGUGUGUGAUGUAACUGAAUCAGCAUCAGUGCAUGUGCUGCUGAUAAACCUGAUCAAAGGGAAUCUGCUUCCCUCUGCUCUCAUCUGGAUCACCUCCCGACCAGCAGCAGCUGAUCAAAUCCCCUCUGAGUUUGUCCAUCGAGUCACAGAGGUACGAGGGUUCAAUGACCCUCAGAAGGAGGAGUACUUCAGGAAGAGGGUCGGUGAUCAGAGCCUGGCCAAGAACAUCAUCACACACCUGAAGUCAUUAAGAAGCCUCUACAUCAUGUGUCACAUCCCAGUCUUCUGCUGGAUUUCAGCCGCUGUUCUAGAGAGAAUGUUGGGUGAAGCAGAGAGUGGUGAGAUCCCCAAGACUCUGACUCAAAUGUACACACACUUCCUCAUCAUUCAGACAAACAUCAUCAGAGGAAAGUACUCAAAGAAGCAGGAGAGUGAUGAAGAAAUGCUUCUCAAACUGGGAAAACUGGCUUUUCAGCAGCUGGAGAAAGGCAACCUGAUCUUCUAUGAGGAAGACCUGAGAGAGUGUGGCAUUGAUGUGACAGAAGCAGCAGUGUACUCAGGUGUGUGUACGCAGAUCUUCAGAGAGGAGGUUGGGCUUCACCAGAGUAAAGUUUACUGCUUUGUUCAUCUGAGCGUUCAGGAGCAUCUCGCAGCUCUAUAUGUGCAUCUGACCUUCAUGAAGGAAAAGAGAAAUGUUCUUGAUCACAGUCGGUCCAAGACAAUUUCAGAUGUACACAGGAGUGCUGUAGAUCAGACCUUAAAAAGUCAGACUGGACAUCUGGAUCUGUUCCUCCGCUUUCUUUUGGGUCUCUCACUGGAGUCCAAUCAGAAACUCUUACAUGCCUUAGUAACACAGACAGGAAGUAGCUCCCAGAACAAAGAGGAAACAGUUCAGUACAUUAAGAAGAUGAUCAGUCAAAAUCUUCCUGCAGAAAAAUCCAUCAAUCUGUUCCACUGUCUGAAUGAACUGGGUGACGAUUCUCUCGUGGAGGAAAUCCAACGCUACCUGAAAUCUGGAAAACAAAGUGAACUCUCUCCUUCACAGUGGUCUGCUCUGGUGUUUGUGUUACUGACUUCAGCACAGGAGCUGGAGGAGUUUGACCUGAGUAAAUAUACCAGGACCGAGAAGAUACCAGAGUGGGUUCUUGUGAAGGUGAUGCCUGUGAUUGCAGCAUCCAGAAAAGCAAUGUCAGACAGGGAGAGACAACACACAGAGUGUAAAGGUAGAACAUGUCCAGUCUGUAAAUCACUGGCACCAGGAACAAAUAAGGAGCACCUGGGAACACACACACUCUCUCUCACACACACACUCACUCACACACACACUUUUUUUUUUUUUUUUCUCUCUCUCUGUGUGUUAGCCAAGUAGCUCAUCAUGAGUAUCUCCAUAAAACCCCUUCAGCACUGGGCUGUGAUCAUUUCAGUCGCUCACUAAUUAGAGAACAAAUCAAAUGUCUGAUCUGUUCAGAUAAAUAUGAUUCUGCCUCAAACUCUGCCUGCUUCAUCUAAACCUGACUUUUGAAACUCUUUUUUUCCUUUCUCCUCGAAUAAAUAUUUUAGAUCAGACUCUUAUUUCCCGAUUUGGUGAUCAGAUUUGAUGUUGCGUGUUUAUCCCAUGUGUCAGUGAUAACGUGUGCAGCAGAAAACUCAAAUCCGAACAGCCCGAACUGUGAAUUACUGUUACAGCAUUUCAGUGUGUUGUCGACUUGGAGUUUGUACUUUUGUCAUUUAUGAAAAUAAAAUGGUGCAGUGAAAGAUUUGAGGACCUGUUUGAUCA
Messenger RNA from Neoarius graeffei (lesser salmon catfish), 2919 nucleotides. Its product is annotated as NLR family CARD domain-containing protein 3-like. The coding region runs from base 229 to 2511 and encodes 760 amino acids. Lineage: Eukaryota; Metazoa; Chordata; Actinopteri; Siluriformes; Ariidae. The record is from RefSeq and is a predicted model, not a curated record. The transcript is spliced from 7 exons.